Candidula unifasciata is the source of this 834-nucleotide messenger RNA. Lineage: Eukaryota; Metazoa; Mollusca; Gastropoda; Stylommatophora; Geomitridae. The record is from the annotation of a GenBank genome assembly.
AUGUCAGAUAACACGUCAGGAAACAUGUCAGAUAACAUGUCAGAUAACAUGUCAGAUAACACGUCAGGAAACAUGUCAGAUAACAUGUCAGAUAACAUGUCAGAUAACAUGUCAGAUAACACGUCAGGAAACAUGUCAGAUAACAUGUCAGAUAACAUGUCAGAUAACACGUCAGGAAACAUGUCAGAUAACACGUCAGGAAACAUGUCAGAUAACACUUCAGAUAACAUGUCAGAUAACAUGUCAGAUAACACUUCAGAUAACAUGUCAGAUAACACGUCAGGAAACAUUUCAGAUAACAUGUCAGAUAACAUGUCAGAUAACAUGUCAGAUAACACGUCAGGAAACAUGUCAGAUAACAUGUCAGAUAACAUGUCAGAUAACACGUCAGGAAACAUGUCAGAUAACACUUCAGAUAACAUGUCAGAUAACAUGUCAGAUAACAUGUCAGAUAACAUGUCAGAUAACACGUCAGGAAACAUGUCAGAUAACAUGUCAGAUAACACGUCAGGAAACAUGUCAGAUAACAUGUCAGAUAACACGUCAGGAAACAUGUCAUAUAACAUGUCAGAUAACACGUCAGGAAACAUGUCAGAUAACACUUCAGGAAACAUGUCAGAUAACAUGUCAGAUAACAUGUCAGAUAACAUGUCAGAUAACACGUCAGGAAACAUGUCAGAUAACACUUCAGGAAACACGUCAGAUAACAUGUCAGAUAACAUGUCAGAUAACAUGUCAGAUAACACGUCAGGAAACACGUCAGGAAACAUGUCAGAUAAAAUGUCAUUUUUCACUGACCUCUGCAUACAGGACAACACUCCCCUUCGGGAAUGA